Messenger RNA from Xenopus laevis (African clawed frog), 1662 nucleotides. RefSeq names its product short chain dehydrogenase/reductase family 16C member 5 L homeolog (gene sdr16c5.L). The record is from RefSeq and is a predicted model, not a curated record. Gene Ontology annotation, cellular component: lipid droplet. NCBI's taxonomy places the organism in Eukaryota, Metazoa, Chordata, Amphibia, Anura, Pipidae. The transcript has 7 exons. The coding region runs from base 519 to 1436 and encodes 305 amino acids. Gene Ontology annotation, molecular function: oxidoreductase activity, acting on the CH-OH group of donors, NAD or NADP as acceptor.
AGGUAGUCCUGUCAUUUGGAGCAGGCUCAGGCUGUCAGAUCAGUCAUGGGGGGCUGCAAAGACUUUGCUCAUUUAUUAUCUGUAUUUAAAUCGGCUGCUUAGUCUGUCCCCCUGAGGGAGAGAAACACAAUCAGCUUGUUCCAUUAGCCAGAGUUUCAUUUAAGGGGUUAAUCCCUUUUAUCUGAUCAUAACCAAUCACAUAACCUUUGUAAUCUCCUUUUCACAAUCAGUGAGGCUCUGCAAUCAGGUACAUGGAUCUGGUACAUGGAUCUGCAAUGACACAACUAAACACAAAGGUUACAUUCUUUAUCAAUAGUCCACUCUCAAUAUUGGUUAAGCCUCCCGGAAGUGCCUUUCAACAGUCUAAUAGGCUCCAGUGCAUGUGCAGUUUGUGAGCCUGUCGGUGUGAACUGCUUGUACAUGAUACAAAGUCUCUAUUUAUCUCCUUGUUGUGCACGGUACCGCCUGCUGCAUCGCACUCCCUGUCUGACUGAUCAGAUACAAGAGACAUCUCAAAGAUGAACAUUUUCUUAGAGACGCUCAAAGUUUUGCUCCUUACAAUCUAUCUUAGUCUGGAGUCCCUUUUUUUGUGGUUCCUUCCCUCUCGGAGGAAAGAUGUUGCUGGUGAAAUAGUGCUAAUUACUGGAGCAGGAAGUGGUAUAGGGAGACUGAUGGCACUGGAAUUUGCCCGCCUUGGAGCUACGUUAGUCCUUUGGGACAUAAAUGAAGAAGGAAACAAAGAGACCUGUAGACUGGCAAAGAAAAAUGGAACAGUCAGAGUACAUGCCUAUCUGUGUGACUGUAGCAAAAGGCAAGAAGUCUACAAAGUGGCAGACCAGGUUAAAAAAGAAGUUGGGGAUGUGUCCAUUCUAAUUAAUAAUGCUGGAAUAGUGACUGGAAAGAAAUUUAUAGACUCGCCUGAUGCUCUUGUGGAGAAGACAAUGCAGGUGAACAGCAUGGCACACUUCUGGACUUAUAAAGCUUUUCUUCCUGCAAUGAUGGCUUCCAAUCAUGGUCACUUGGUAAGCAUUGCAAGCUCUGCUGGAUUAAUUGGAGUCAAUGGACUAGCAGAUUACUGUGCUAGUAAGUUUGCAGCGGUUGGCUUUGCCGAGUCUGUUGGACUUGAAAUGUUGGCCCUGGGGAAGACUGGCGUAAAGACUACUAUUGUCUGCCCAUAUUUUAUAAACACUGGAAUGUUUGAUGGAUGCUCAACCAAGUGGCCACGCCUCUUGCCCAUCUUAGAAGCUGAAUAUGCCAGCAAAAAGAUUGUGGAUGCCAUCCUGAAGGAACAAGUAUAUCUGGUGAUGCCACGUAGUCUCUAUAUCAUGUUCGGGCUAAAGAACAUCAUGUCGACAAAGCUGGGAGUUGUCCUUGGCGAUUAUUUUGGAGCUUUUAAUUUUAUGGACCAUUUCAAAGGCCGGGGAAAAAAGGAAUGAAGUUUUCUCCAGCUGUGUAUCCGAAUGACGAAAGGCCAGUAAAUAUAUGCAGAAUUUCAGCAAAAAAAAAAAAACCUUCUUACACUAGACCUCUACAUCUGAAACAUUUCCAGAAUUCUACAGAAAUCCAUAUAUCAAUGCUUUAUAACAGCUAUAUGCAGACCAUGUAUUCUUGUCUAGAAUGUAUUGCGGGUCCAAUAAACAAAAAGAAAUACUAUUGUCACAA